GCUCUGAAUCAGCGCUCAGCGUCCACGUCCAAUACAAAGCGAUGUGUUAGCGAUACAUCUUGGUCCGAACGUUCCCCAUUCCUUUUAUUUGGAACUUUUCUUCAACGUUCCCUGUAGACACUAUGGAGUCACCACCUGAUGCACUUGCUUGGGAUAGCCCCGACUCAGGCUCAGCUGCUUUACGUGCUGCAAAAGAUAUUGCGUUCGGAAGUAUCGCAGGCAUGAUAUCCAAGGUUUUUGAACACCCUUUCGACCUCACCAAAGUGCGCCUGCAGUCGCAAGUCUUGGACUCAACCGCACGCUUCAGUGGACCCGUUGAUUGCCUUGUAAAAACAUGGAAAAAUGAAGGGCUACGAGGACUAUAUAGAGGACUCCCAGCACCCAUUGUUGGUGCAAUGGCAGAAAAUGCAUCCUUAUUCGUGUCAUAUAGUGAAAUGCAAAACAUCAUACGAUUGGUUAACGCUCAACCACUGUCACAAGACCUGUCACUACUCCAACUUGGUUUGGCUGGAGCAGGUGCAGGUGCCAUUACAAGCUUUUUUCUCACUCCCAUAGAACUUGUUAAAUGUAAAAUGCAAGUGCAAAUGUUGAUACCCACUACAGCAGCAACGACGAUAUCAUCAUCUCAUACCGGAUCAGGGGCAACGGCUAGCCUAAGCUCCCCAUCAAUACCUAGAAAUUUACCCGGUCCAAUAUCCGUGUUCAUGAACGUUUUCAGGACGACGGGGUUCCGUGGCCUUUGGCUAGGCCAAACUGCCACUUUCAUCCGUGAAACUGGAGGGGGCGCAGCAUGGUUCGCCUCCAAGGAGUACGUCGCUACUCAGCUAAUGAAGCGACGAGCAAAAGCAUCUGGGACAUCAUCAUCCAAGAUCAAUAGGAAAGACAUUACUCCCAUGGAGUCUGCUAUAUCGGGCGCUUGUGCAGGUGCUGCAUAUAAUUUCGCGUUGUUCCCUGCGGACUCGGUGAAGAGUGCCAUGCAGACGGAAGAGGAACUGCGACCCCGGGCAAAGGGCGCUCCUGGGGCAACCUUCUUUGGGACCUUCAAGGAGAUGUACAGAGCACAGGGAUUGAGAGGGCUCUAUGCUGGUGCUGGUGUUACUGUCGCAAGAUCAAUACCUAGUAGUGCCAUAAUUUUCUUGAUCUACGAUGGACUCAGCACGAGAUUUAGUUAAAAGAAAUAUACUAUUGAAGUUCAUAGAAUGGGAACACCAUUCGUAUCAUUAGCUCUGGAUAUUAUAGCCAUAUGCAUACAGUACUCUAGAUGUUUUUCAUGGAGUUUUAACUGGCUUUAAAGCCAUCAUCAU
Serpula lacrymans var. lacrymans S7.9 is the source of this 1304-nucleotide messenger RNA. RefSeq lists its product as uncharacterized. Bases 123 to 1172 code for a protein of 349 amino acids. Gene Ontology annotation, biological process: mitochondrial L-ornithine transmembrane transport. The transcript has 4 exons. NCBI's taxonomy places the organism in Eukaryota, Fungi, Basidiomycota, Agaricomycetes, Boletales, Serpulaceae. The record is from RefSeq and is a predicted model, not a curated record. Gene Ontology annotation, molecular function: L-ornithine transmembrane transporter activity.